GAUCAGGCGGAGAGGAGGAGCCAGGGACACCGAGCGGGUGGAGCCCGAGAACGGGGAGGCGUCUUUCCUGGGCCCCGCUCGGUCGGGCUACCAUGGCGUUUGGAAAGAGCCACCGGGAUCCGUUUGCGACCUCCGUGGGCCACCUUAUAGAAAAGGCUACGUUUGCGGGCGUGCAGACUGAAGACUGGGGCCAGUUCUUGCACAUUUGUGACAUAAUCAACACCGCCAGCGAUGGGCCAAAGGAUGCCGUAAAAGCGUUGAAGAAAAGGAUUUCCAAAAACUACAAUCAUAAAGAAAUCGAACUUACUUUGUCGCUUAUUGACAUGUGCAUGCAGAACUGUGGUCCAAGUUUCCAAUCUCUGAUUGUGAAGAAGGAGUUUGUUAAAGAUAGUCUAGUUAAGCUGCUGCAACCCAGAUACACCUUGCCACUAAACAUUCAGAAUAGAAUUUUGAAUUUCAUUAAGACUUGGUCCCAGGGUUUCCCUGGAGGUGUGGAUGUAAGUGAGGUGAAGGACGUGUACCUUGACCUGCUUAAGAAAGGUGUUCACUUUCCUCCCUCAGAGGCAGAGGUGGAAGCAGCAGAACAAGAGACUGCUCAAGUCUCAUCAAAUCCACCCACCUCUGUUCCUACUGCACCGGCUCUUUCUUCUGUAAUUGCUCCCAAGAAUGCGACUAUUACAUUGGUCCCAGAACAGAUUGGCAAGUUGCACAGCGAGCUGGACAUGGUGAAGAUGAAUGUGAAAGUGAUGUCCGCCAUCCUGAUGGAGAAUAUUCCUGGAUCUGAGAACCCUGAAGACAUGGAGCUUCUGCAGAAACUUUACAAGACGGGCCGGGAGAUGCAGGAGCGAAUCAUGGACCUGCUCGUGGUGGUGGAGAAUGAAGACGUAACUAUUGAGCUCAUUCAAGUGAAUGAGGAUCUGAAUAAUGCCAUCCUUGGCUAUGAGAGGUUUACUCGAAACCAACAAAGGAUUUUGGAGCAAAAUAAUCAGAGGGAAGACACCAAUGCUGCCACGGAACCUUCUGCCCCAUCCUGUGAUCUUCUUGACCUAAGCCCCAGCACUCCGAAUCAUAGGGCUACUCUGGAAGAGGUCAACGCCAUGAAUGCUCAGCUUUCACACUUAAGUUUCAGCUCUCCAACUCCUGUGAUAAUGAACAGCUUGCAGCCCAGUUCUCGCCCACAAAUGGAUCUGCUAGCCUUGGAAAACACGGACACAGCCAUGUUUGCCCAAAGGACCAGCCAAAACCCCGACUCAAGUCAUACAUAUGAGAGUCUUCCAGUAUAUCAAAAUUCAGUGUUACUACAGCCGGUGAGUCUACACACCGUUCCAGCCUCACCGUCAAACCAGACACUGCCAGCCUUGCCCGCCAACCACCCAGCGAUGACAAAGAAUGAUCUCCAGCUACCCAAUUACUACGAGGUAAUGGAGUUUGAUCCCUUAGCUCCUGCUGUCACGACAGAAGCUAUUUAUGAAGAAAUUGAUGUUCAUCACCGCAAAGGCACUCAAAAUCAUAGUGACUGUUAAGGUGAAAAGGACAGACCAGCUCACUAGCUGCAUUAGGGGUAACAACUCCAAGAGGUAGACUGUCCAGCUGUGAGGCCCCGAAGACAAGAUCUACCAACACUUUAAAACCAGGGUGGAACACUUCUCCUUGGCAACAGUGAAAUUUAAAUAGAAGAGUAACAGUUCAAGUUUUAUCUCAAAAAAACUUGCUUUUAACAUUUUUCACUUAAAACUCCAACAGAAGAAAAAAAAUUCAUUGUACUGGGGCCAAUCAGGUUAAUUCGAGCAUCUUAUGUUUCUCAGGCGUUCCUACAUUUAGAAAUCAUCACAUGGCUGUGAUGAGAGUAGAUGGAUAUUAUUUUAUUACAAAAUAAUUCUGAAUACAUGUAAGCACAAAAUGUAAGAAACUAAAUAUAGUAUUCAGGAGAAGAGUGAGUGCCUUCAUUUAACUAAAGCCGAAUAUGUGCACUUUUUUAUAAAUAAUAUUCUUGUUUAGAAUUAUGAAUUGUAAAAACUUUAAUAUUGUAGUUCCUAUUUCAUGUAUCCUGAAGAGGUCACAGGAUGCUACAUCAAGUUGCCUUUAAAUACAAUUCUUUAUAAUACUAAAUGUUCUCUCUCUCUUUUUUUUAUUGCAAUUUAAAUUUUUUUUGAAACAACGACCACUGGAAAAUAUUCAGAAUAAAUUAUACAUUCAUUUAUAUCAUAAAUUACAAUGACAAAUAAAUUACUAUUAAAACAA
Molecule: messenger RNA, 2241 nt
Organism: Myotis brandtii (Brandt's bat)
Lineage: Eukaryota; Metazoa; Chordata; Mammalia; Chiroptera; Vespertilionidae
Gene: TOM1L1
Product: target of myb1 like 1 membrane trafficking protein
Exons: 16
Coding region: 93-1523 (476 amino acids)
Biological process (GO): signal transduction
Cellular component (GO): endosome; membrane
Molecular function (GO): clathrin binding; ubiquitin binding; phosphatidylinositol binding
Source: RefSeq, a predicted model, not a curated record